Molecule: messenger RNA, 1238 nt
Organism: Heterotrigona itama
Lineage: Eukaryota; Metazoa; Arthropoda; Insecta; Hymenoptera; Apidae
Source: the annotation of a GenBank genome assembly
AUCGCUCAGAGAUACAUUUAGGUGCCGAGCGACGCAUGCUUUAAAUGCUUCUGAUAAAUUCCCGUGAUAGUCCGAGAUACGGAUGUAACUGAAACUUUUUCACCAACCUAAAAACUCCAAGGACGAUAGUGAGGAAUGAAGUGGCUGGAAAGAUCACGAGCUAACGCGGUUCACCCACUCGCCAUCUCCUCGGACAGCCAUUCAUUAUUUCGACGCUAUUCUACAGAUAAUAAUAAAAACAAGACGGAUGUUUUUUGCCCGGAUCAGAACUGGAAGUCGGUAUUUGAUUUAUGCACGGUGUCUUCUGCGUGAGUCAUUCUUCACUUUUGAUCCGUACCGUUUUAUAAAAAAGAAAAAAAAAAUUGCCUCCAACCUCUUAACGCGCUACUAAAAACCUGUUUCCAUGGGAAACGUCGAACCUUUUAACAAAUGUAUUAUCCGUAUCCGUUAUUUAGCUUAAAUUAGCAAGCAUUAUUUUUGACAAGCAAAUUCAAUUGAGCAUAAGAAGAGACACGUGUAAUUGCCGGAGGAUAAAAUGGAUAGACGAUAGACGUUAAACUCGAUAUACGACUUUAGGUAAAGAAACGAUGUCUCGUGUGAUUCACGCGACGUGUCUGUCUGCUGGCUGCUCACAACGAAGCCCGUGACCUAUCAAUAGCUUCUCAUAUACGCUGAAGAGGGACUGUCAUUCCACCGAAGACUAAAAAUAGAGUUCGCGCGUCCGUCCAUAAGUCGCUGGGUCCGAGGCUGGUCUCUACCAGCGUUCACUUUCCUUUUCUCUUUUUCAAUCGCGUUUUAUGUUUCCUCUUCGUUUCCACUCUUCCGUACCAGGCUAAUCUUCACUUUUUCCCCCAAACCACUAUUUAUAGUUAUAUUCUCCUGCCUCUUCCUACCGUCAAUACUUCGAUAGAUAGAUUCUGGUACACGUUGUCUCUAUAACUUCAACUCGAUAAAUUUUCUCAAGUGGCAAAAGAGAUUUCGAAUGCUUUCUUAGGGUUUAAUUAAAUGAAACAAACGGAACCUUUGAGGUUAUGAUUCGAAACGAUGGACGAUUUUACGCGAAUAUUUUUCUACGCGCGAAAAUUUACAAAUAAUAUAUAAUAUUUGAUAAAUAAUAAUUGUGAUAUUUGGACAGCUUUUAAUUAGAGAAGAAAUUAAUAUAAAAUCAAUUAUCGCAGAACUUUUAUAUCAGUGAUGGAGAGCUGCUAGCUGAUGUUGCUCUAGCUGCCGGCCUUUGA